Molecule: messenger RNA, 413 nt
Organism: Dichomitus squalens LYAD-421 SS1
Lineage: Eukaryota; Fungi; Basidiomycota; Agaricomycetes; Polyporales; Polyporaceae
Exons: 1
Source: RefSeq, a predicted model, not a curated record
GGAUAGCUCAAGGUUCGUUCAGCUCAAUGCUGUGAUGUACUGCGAACGACGGAUACAUUCUAAUUCUACGAUAUUAAAUCACUGUACACGUUACUUCCCUACUUGCGCGACGUAUGGAGGUGUAACCUUCUUACGUUGCAAGACGUAGUCGAUUGUUCUCUUGGCAGCUAGAGACGGAGUGGGCGCCGUUCAUGAUCACCGGCUCCACGCCUGUCUCUGCUCUGCCCGUUCAUGUUGGGACGGUUCCUCAUGCCGAUCGGAUUCCCAUUUCAUGUCUGGGUCAGGGUUGUCGACGUGAACCGGUUGUGCAAACGAAGCCAGAGAACGUGGGAGCAAACGGCUGCCCGACUGAACCUGUCCAGUAAAGUGGAUCCCGAGGGACACAGAUGCAUCCGACUGGUGAGCGGCGUUGA